ACGGUACGAAGUACGAUUCGGUACAGCGAAAAGUAAAUCCAACAUUUUGUCACUUCCUGUUUCCGGUUUUACCCACGAGCGGCGGAAUAAUACAUUUAACAGAAGAAAAAUAUGCUAAUAGUGUUGAAGUAUAGUAUAUAACAGAAAAUGGAUGAGUUAACUGAAAGUCUAGCUACAAGUUUCUCAGUGAGUUCAGACCCCAACAGUACAGCUGCCCCACAUCCGAGGUUUGCCGAGUACAAAAGGAAAACAAGCAAUGCAGAUCAAGACUCAAGAAGACAAGCCAUCCUUGAACAGCAGAGAAAUCGAAGAUUUGACUAUGCAAACCAUGCACGACGAUUGGUUGAAGAUGUUUGGGAUGAUGCAGAUGACCUUGAUGACAAUGAAGGGGAAGAAACUAUGGAUGACACACAAGCUCCUGUCAAAAAGUCGUACAAACCGGGCAGAUACUACCGUAAUCAGCUGAUGUUAUCAGAAUGGAUGGUUGAGGUUCCUGAUGACUUUGAAGAGGAAUGGUUGAUGGUGAUGUGUCCAUGGGGAAAGAGAUGCCUGAUUGUCUCUGCCAAGGGUGCAACUACAGCUUAUGGUAGAAAUGGAUACAGAGUGAACUCAUUUCCGUCACAUCUACCUGGUGGAAACAGGCACCAGAAAGGAAGAUACAAAGAUAAUGCUAUAUUAGAUUGUAUCUACCAUGAAGUGGAGAAAACGUUUUAUGUGCUUGACAUUAUGAACUGGAAGGAUCAUCCUGUGUAUGAUAGUGACACUGACUUCCGUUUUUUCUGGAUGAUGAGCAAGUUGCAGGAAUUCCCAGAAGCGGGAGAAGUGAGCAAGUUAAAUCCGUACAAGUUUGUACCACUGCAGUAUCAUAGCUGCAAAAAAGAGAAUCUGCAGCAGAUAUAUAGUUCAGCAACACAACAGUUUGAUGGUUGUCUGUUCUAUCACAAGAAAGCUCACUACACUUUUGGCGCCUCCCCACUUGUUGUCUGGUUGAAACCUUACAUGAUAGGAGAAAUGCUAGACAUAGAAAUUCCAGAAAGUAUGCUCCAACAGAAGCCGGCAAAUUAUUCUACAUACGCAGCUCACAUGGAGCAAGUAAAGGAACAAAAGGCACGUUAUGCCAAAGAGCGUGAGGAACGGAAAGCUUACAAGAAGAAAAAUCGUGGCCCAGAUAGGUCAAGACAGUUUAAAAUGGAUCUGAUGGAAUCUAAAUGGUUCAAGGGGAUACCAGACAACUUUGAUACAGACUGGUGUACAGUAGCUUGUCCUGUAGGACAGAGAUGUCUUGUUAUGGCCAUAGAUGGGGAGACUAAAUGGUUCAGCAAGAAAGGCUUCAGGCUUCCUGGCUACUUCCUGUCUGUUCUGCCAGGGGGUAAUGGAACAGAGUAUGGAUUUGGGCCUUCAGUUGUGACGUUACUAGACUGUGUCUACCAUGAGGAAAUGAUGACAUACUUUGUUCUGGACUGUAUCAUGUGGGCAUCAAAUGACGUUAAAGAGUACCCGUAUUCAGACAGAAUGAAGUUCGUAAAGAGAGAAAUUAUGAAGAGACCAGAGUUCAAAAAUAUCACAGAUCUUAAUAUGUUCAAGUUUGUGCCAUUAUAUCAGUAUGACUGUACGAUGGACGGCCUUGAUCUUUGCCUUAGACAGUCUACAUUUGAGGUUGAUGGUAUAUUGUUCUACAAAAAGGACGUGAAGUAUAAGUCAAAUGAAACGGAUGAAGUACUCUGGAUAAAGCCAUAUAUUUUACCAGAUGUGUUUGAGGGCAUCGCAGUGCCAAGCAAACUUAUGUCCCAAAAACCUGAUACAUACACUGAUUUUAAUUCAUUUAUUGAUGAUGUUGAACAUGGUAGAAUUAAAAGUAAAAAGAACAAAAAGAAGAAAUCAAAGGGAUUUAAUCCAAGUGUAAAACUAAAUUUACCUCCACCAGAAGAGCCAGUUAACAAGGGAGGUAACAAAAAGAAAAAGAAGCAGGGACAGCCCCAGGGAAGCAAUAUGGGGAGAGGUUAUGGGCGAGGAAUGAUUACUGGACAAGAUGGACCUUAUUCUGGCCGGGGAGUAAGAGGCAGGGGAGGUAAACAAGAAGACAGUUAUGGACGGUUACUGGCAGGAGGUGAUAGGGGUCAAGCUAUUUAUGGUAAAGGUGCUUUAUCCGGGUAUAGUUACUAUGGUGAUGAAAGGGACUAUUACUAUCCUGAUGCUGGCUAUGGAUCGGAUGUAAGAGGUAGGAGGGAACGUGGAAAGCAACGAGAUCCAUAUGGUAUGGCAGACAUGGAGUCGGCAUUGUCAUACUACAAUUAUGAUGGUGGGCGGAAUUCAAACCGAGGUCGGCAUUACCAGUUGUUUUAAAAAUUGUCAGUAUUAGGAAAAUAAACUAGGGUCGAUGUGUUCUUAGUUUAGCCUAAGAAGGUGAUGAUAUUAGAGGUUAAUGUUAAGGUCUGUGAAAAGUGUUCAGUUUUCAGUCAGCUGUCUGUUAACAGUGUUGUGUUUUAUACUUUUCUAUGGAUAACUGAUAAGAAAUUUAAUUCAUAUUUGAAGACUGCAUAUGUAAGUAUCCUCUUUGAUGUGGUAAAGGAUAUUUAACCUAUGUUUUUUUCUGUUUUAGUAGUCUUACUUCAACUUCAAGACUGUGCAAAUGUGAAUUUUAAAUCAUUCCUCCUGUCCCUGAUAAUGAAGCAGUCAAUAUAUAGCCCAAAAAUAUUGUACAAUUGUUGACUGGUAAUUUCUUGUAUAUUUUUGUGAUUUAAAAGUUUGUUACCUUAUCCAUACUGUUCAAAAUUGUGUCUCCCAGCAAUGUAUUAUACUGAUACGAUGAAAUUUAUAUGUCACAGAUAUACACAUAUUCAUUGUUGA
Mercenaria mercenaria is the source of this 2847-nucleotide messenger RNA. RefSeq lists its product as uncharacterized. Gene Ontology annotation, cellular component: cytoplasm; nucleus. Gene Ontology annotation, molecular function: nuclear import signal receptor activity; protein binding. Gene Ontology annotation, biological process: protein import into nucleus; snRNA import into nucleus. The transcript has 15 exons. Lineage: Eukaryota; Metazoa; Mollusca; Bivalvia; Venerida; Veneridae. Bases 148 to 2343 code for a protein of 731 amino acids. The record is from RefSeq and is a predicted model, not a curated record.